Messenger RNA from Punica granatum (pomegranate), 2057 nucleotides. The record is from RefSeq and is a predicted model, not a curated record. Lineage: Eukaryota; Viridiplantae; Streptophyta; Magnoliopsida; Myrtales; Lythraceae.
ACCCAUUCUUUUACCCAAGGCUCUUCCCUUCAUGUCCUCUUCCUUCUGGCUCGUCGUUGGUUAAUCUUUGUUGGAGAGGCUCGGUACUUCUUCCACGGCAAUGGCAAGGCUCGAGUUCGCGAUAGCGAUAGCGUUCGCUUUAACGCUUCUUGCGCUUUCAUCAACGGCUUCUGCAGCUAUCGUCGAACACACCUUUCACGUGAAAAACUUAAAGGUGAGUAAGCUAUGCCACCGGUCAAUGAUAACAGCGGUAAACGAGAGCCUGCCGGGCCCAAACAUCAACAUAGAGGAAGGGGACACCCUCCACGUUCACGUCAUCAACCAGUCCCCUUACAACCUCACCAUCCACUGGCAUGGAGUGCUUCAACUGAUGACUGGCUGGGCGGAUGGACCCUCUUACGUGACCCAGUGCCCGAUCCUUCCGGGAUCAAGCUACACAUACAGGUUCACGAUCGCGAAGCAAGAAGGAACCCUCUGGUGGCACGCCCACGUCUCGUGGCUUCGAGCAACUGUGUAUGGGGCACUGAUCAUUCGUCCUAGAUCGGGCCACAACUACCCGUUCCCCAAGCCUCAAGGAGAAGUCCCCAUUCUUCUUGGUGAGUGGUGGAACGCCAAUGUCAUUGAUGUCGAGAACGAAGCUCUGGCGACUGGCGCGGCGCCAAACAAUUCUGAUGCUUAUACAAUCAACGGAAGGCCCGGUGACCUUUACCCUUGCUCUCAGACCGAUACCUAUAAGUUGAAGGUGCAGCAGGGAAAGACCUACUUGCUGCGCAUAAUCAACGCUGCACUCAAUAACCAGCUUUUCUUCAAGAUAGCCGAUCAUAAGAUGACCAUCGUCGCAGUGGAUGCAGUUUACACUAAACCUUAUGUCACUGAUGUCGUGCUCGUGACGCCGGGCCAAACAACUGACGUCCUUCUAACAGCCAACCAGGCCCCAGGAGCCUACUACAUGGCGGCCCGUCCGUACAACAGCGUACCCAUUAAUGUGCCAAUCAAUAACAGCACAACCAGAGGGAUCAUGGUGUACGAGAACGCGCCAUUGGCAUCUACGACUCCCAAGAUGCCCUCUCUCCCCCGCUUGAACGACACAGCCACAGCCCACAGGCUCAACAGUAACCUGACCAGCCUCGUUGGCGCCCCCCAUUGGGUGCCAGUGCCACGUGAUGUUGACGAGCACAUGUAUGUGACUGUCGGACUGGGGCUCGAGCUGUGUGAAAAGAAUCGGACUUGCGGGGGAGUAAACGGGCAGAAGUUCUCGGCUAGCAUGAACAACCAUUCCUUCCAGUUCCCUACCAAACUAUCCAUGCUAGAGGCAUUCUUUUUCAACGUGAAAGGGAUCUACACCACCGACUUCCCGAGCAAGCCACCAGUGAAGUUCGACUAUACGAACAUGACCAACAGCAACAACGCGGCUCUCUUGUUCGCUCCCAAGAGGACCAGCGUGAAGAAGGUGAAGUUCAAUGCGACAGUAGAGAUGAUACUGCAAGACACAUCCCUGAUUACGCUUGAGAACCACCCGAUGCACCUCCAUGGGUUCAAUUUCCACGUGCUCGCACAAGGGUUUGGCAACUUCAACCCCAGAACGGAUCGUAAGAAAUUUAACCUCGUUGACCCGCAAAUCCGCAACACCAUUGGAGUGCCGGUCGGAGGAUGGGCUGCCAUCAGAUUCACAGCCGAUAAUCCAGGCGUAUGGAUCAUGCAUUGUCAUCUGGAUGUCCACCUGCCGUUGGGUUUUGCCACCGCCUUCGUGGUGGAGAAUGGGCCGACUGCGGCGACUACGCUGCCCCCUCCACCGAAAGAUCUUCCCAAGUGUUAGGAGAUGUUUUGGGAGAACCGCGCGCCCCUAAAAUUAAGGAGCUGGUCUAUUAUUGAUUUCUAUUUGUUCGUCUUCAUAAAUCCAUCUUUGUUCGUAGUUUGCGAUUCGGCUUUGCUCCAGUUGAUUAAUUCGUUGCAAUAAUUACGUUGAUGUGAUUUUGUUUUUUUUGACUUGAUGUGAUGUAUUUUCUCCAUAUCAGUACAAUGCCAAAAUUCUUCAAUUCAGCCAUUGAAUCCCCAAA